Cylindrotheca closterium is the source of this 573-nucleotide messenger RNA. Lineage: Eukaryota; Bacillariophyta; Bacillariophyceae; Bacillariales; Bacillariaceae. The record is from the annotation of a GenBank genome assembly.
AUGCCCGGAUGCUUCUGCAAGAACAACACACCACACACACCCAGACGCAAGACAUCAGUGAGUUUCAAUGAGACCGUAGAGAUCUUUGUUGUCAUGUCUCGAAGUGAAUAUACAAUACGAGAGAGAAAGAACUGCUACUUCUCGGCUGAAUACCAUCAGAAUAUGAGCCUGUGGCUUGGAGCUGUCACAGAAGGAAUGAGUGUCAGCGAGACCCGAGGCAUUGAGGCAUUUCUUCCUAGUUCAGGGGAUGAACAAGGUGCUUUGAGGGAUUUGCACAUUGAUUCUGUGAUGGAUGAACAAGAGAGACAGUUUGAAGAAGGAAUUGAAGAUGCUUGGGCAAUUGCAGAGACAUGCCGAAGAACAUCAGCAAAGGGUGCCAUCAUUGCAUACAUUACAGCCAAGAAAGAUGAGCGAGCAGCAUUCGGUGCAUACAUGAAGAUGGACUCUGACUAUAACUUGUUGUGUGUUCCUCCUUCACCUACAUCCAUGGAUAGGGCAACGGUCAAGAGUUACUUUGCUACUUCUGAUAUGGAAAAUCUGAGUACCCCCCUGCUGAUAACUCCAGCGGCCUAG